AUGCUGGCGGGCAUUCUGCUCCAUGUGCUCCUGGUGACGGCGAUCCAGUACGAGCCUGUCCUUCCGCCGUCGUAUCCAUUGGCCGUGCGCAAUCCCUACCUGUCAACCUGGAUCCCCGGCAACUUGGUGGCCAAUCUGCCCUCUUCUUCGCCUCAGUUCUGGACGGGGACCGACCUCACCUGGUCCGUCAUUGGCCGUGUAAACGGGACUGCAUACAGCUUACUCGGUGUGACCGACUCUGUCGCCAAUGUCCAGGCUGCUGAGGUCCUGAGCGCUCAGUAUACGUCCACCCAUACAACUUUCACUCUCCAGGCUGGCUCUGCGACCUUCAUCUUGGAUUUCCUGUCUCCUGUCGCGCCGUGGGACUAUGUGCGACAGUCACUUCCGUUCAGCUAUCUCACGGUCACCGUUUCUGGUGCCGCAUCGCAGGCCGUUCAGAUCUAUUCUGAUAUCGAUGACUCAUGGACUGGUGGGCAGUCUUCUGGCACUGUCGUGAAUCUCACGAAAACAGGGACCACGUCCCUCUAUUUAAUCUCUCUGGUGAAUCCUCUGCUCUACUCCGAAUCUGAUGAUCAGGCUCUUUGGGGCGAUGUGAUCUACGCCUCCAGACCUUCGUCGACCUCCGUGUUGUCCACGCAAUUCGGGAAUGCCACCACCGUCCGUUCCCAAUUUGUAGCGGACGGGUCCUUGACUAAUUCUUCUGAUACGGAGUGGUCCACAGGGGACGUUGUCGCCUUCGCGCACGAUCUGGGGAACGUUGCAGACAACCAGUCAGUGACCUUUGCCGUGGGUUAUGUGCGAGAAGCGGCGAUCAACUACCUUGGAGAAGCCUACACGGGCUACUACCGCUCUCAGUAUCAGGACACUCCAUCGGCAGUCGCUCAUUUUCUGGAUGACUACGCUGCCGCUGCUGCUGAAGCAGAAGCCCUGGAUGCGGCCAUCUCGAGUAAAGCAACUGCCGUUGCCGGCUCCAACUAUUCCGACAUUGUCGAGCUGUCAGUUCGACAGGCCUACGGUGCUAUCGAUCUGACCAUUCCCAACGACUCGCUCGACACCAGUAACCCGCUGGCCUUUAUCAAAGAGAUCUCGAGCGACGGCAAUGUGAACACGAUCGAUAUCAUCACUCCCGCUUUCCCCAUCUAUUAUCUUUUGGACCCGGAUUGGAUCAAAUUUCUCUUGGACCCGGUUCUGAAAUACCUCGCGACGGGCGGGUGGCAGCAGCCAUAUAUGAUCCAUGAUCUCGGCAGUAACUAUCCCAACGCCACUGGCCACAAUGACCAGCAGGAUGAACCGAUGCCGAUCGAGGAGAGUGGUAACAUUCUGAUCCUAGUGUACGCAUACAAAGUGGCGACGGGAGACUCGACCUGGGCCACAGAGUACACCUCCAUCCUCCAGAAAUAUGCGGACUACCUCGUGAACAACACCAUCAACAUGGCAAACCAGCUAUCCGCCAAUGAUGCCGCUGGCCCCCUCCCAAACCAGACGGGGCUCGCUGCCAAAUCGGCCGUUGGUCUCAAGGCCUUUGGGGAGCUGACAGGACUCACCAACUACUCCGACGUCGGGGCAUCAUUUGCCAAUCUCCUCUAUGACGGAGGACUCGGGACCGAUCCGAACAAGACGCACUUCACCCUGGAGUAUCCCACUUACCCUACCACCUGGAAGAUCCCCUACAACCACUAUCCUGACGUUCUUUUCAAGUUUGGCCUUUUCCCCGAGGCUUCCUACAACAUGAGCAGCGCAUUUCUCCCUACGGUCCGCGGGCAGUACGGCGUCCCUCUGCAGAACAACAUGGACUGGGCCAAGUCCGAUUGGAACAUCUGGACCGCGGCCACCCUGGACACUCGCACGCGCGACGAGUUUGUCGACGACCUGUGGGCAUUCGUCACCAACGGCUUGAACACCUGGCCCUUCUCGGACCGGUACAUUGCCUCAUCGGAAUUUGGAAACGAGGCCGGUGUCGAGGUCCUGUGUAAGGCCCGUCCUACCGUUGGCGGACACCUUGCUCUGCUGGCUUUGUCGGAGGGACCCCGAGGUCUGGCGGUUUCCUCCAGCAGCGGGUCCACGAAACGACGGAUCUCGAGCGUCGGUAUGUCUGCUGAUUCUGAGGAGGUGAUCAGGAUCUCGACUUGA
Messenger RNA from Rasamsonia emersonii CBS 393.64, 2130 nucleotides. Its product is annotated as Glutaminase. Lineage: Eukaryota; Fungi; Ascomycota; Eurotiomycetes; Eurotiales; Trichocomaceae. The transcript has 2 exons. Gene Ontology annotation, biological process: carbohydrate metabolic process. The coding region runs from base 1 to 2130 and encodes 709 amino acids. The record is from RefSeq and is a predicted model, not a curated record.